Messenger RNA from Metopolophium dirhodum (rose-grain aphid), 1245 nucleotides. RefSeq lists its product as uncharacterized. Bases 80 to 1135 code for a protein of 351 amino acids. The record is from RefSeq and is a predicted model, not a curated record. The transcript is spliced from 5 exons. Gene Ontology annotation, cellular component: dendrite; axon; membrane. NCBI's taxonomy places the organism in Eukaryota, Metazoa, Arthropoda, Insecta, Hemiptera, Aphididae. Gene Ontology annotation, biological process: sensory perception of taste.
UGGGAAUUGGCCAUUGGAAUGGAAUGAAAAAAACCAAAGAUUCGAGAUAAGUUAUUAUUUCAUUUUUACGGCAAUCUGUAUGAUAAUCUGUAGCUGCUAUUCGUUGUUCACAUUGUUGGAUAUCAUAAUCGAAGAUGAUUCCAUCAUCAGUAGUCCACAAUAUUUAAUCAUUUCUAUGGUGUACUUGAAUCUUGGAGUUUUGGUUUUAAACAGGUUGAUAAACGCCAGGCACAGCGUGCGUUUCGCCGAAGAACUGAAACGCGACAGCGGCCGGACUGUGGAGUCGGGCAGACACCUACCGGAGUUCUGGCUCCGGACGGCCGUGUCCGCGGCGUUCCUAGGCAUGUUGCACUACAAGUACCGCAAGUUUACGGACAUGUCGACUACCGCCAUCGUGGUGCAAACCACAUUACCGCUGGGCUGUUGUGUGUACGCCGGCUCGACGAUGGAGGGCCAGUACACGGCGGCGUGCGGCGCGCUCGCCCAAGAAUUCGCCUCCGUCAACUCCCGGGCCAGGGGCCUGCGCCGUGACCUGCAACCGGACAUCCGCCGCGACCUCCGUGACCAGUGGGCCGCGACCGAGCGGUUGGCUAGGCUAUCAGACGCUCAUUGCCGCCUCGUCAGGCUCGUCCGGUUGUUCAAUGACGAGUACGGUGCGCCCAUAUUCUUCACCACGGCCGGUCUUCUCCUGAGUCAGAUAUACGCAUUGAACGACAUCGUGUCAGUGGUCUUCGUCAGCGACACGUUCGAGGCCACGUACGAGUGCUACGCUUACGUGCUCGACGCGUUGACGUGGACGUUCGCGUGGGUCCGGCUCUGGUGGAUUUGCUACCGGGCUGACGAUCUCACAGGACAGGUUCACUUGACAGCAAAAAUAAUGCUUGAAAAUGAUAUAAACUCGUACACAGAAAAUACAAGAAAAAUGGCACUAGAUUUCUUAGACCAAUUGCUUCAUCGUCACGUGAGAAUUACGGCGUGGGGGUUCUACGAUGUAAAUAAGGAAUUACUGUUCAUGGUGUUAGGUUAUCAAUUUGGUUUGUGUUUGAUAUGCACUCAAUUUACGACUUCGGGCAUACAACUAGUUAAUAAUCUAACGACAGUUCAAAAGAAUUCCACAUAUUCUAUGGAAAACUAACACCUAAUGAAACAAUAAACAUUUUUAAAAAAAUAAGACAUAUUUUUCAGUAGAUUGUAGCUUAACCUAACUGGCUAUACCUACCUACCUAUAAAUAUCUCUUUUUUUUA